AGGCGGAGAGGCUCGAGCUCGCCGUGUUUAUUGGCGGCGGUCGUAGUAGAAACUGAGCUCGGCUCGCAGGACCGAGAGAGAAGAGAGAAAUCCGUCAUUUAAAACAAAAAAUAAAUAAAUCCAGCAGUUGUAUACAAUGGGAAAUUGCCAUACGGUCGGUCCCAAUGAAGCGUUGGUCGUUUCAGGUGGUUGCUGUGGUUCUGAUGAGAAAACGUAUAUGGUGGGGGGCUGGGCUUGGGCCUGGUGGUUUAUUUCAGACACACAAAGAGUGACUCUGGAGGUUAUGACCAUCCUCUGUCGCUGCGAGAAUAUCGAAACAUCGGAGGGUGUCCCCUUGGAUGUGACAGGGGUCGCUCAGGUAAAAAUAAUGACAGAAAACGAACUGCUGGCAGUAGCCUGUGAGCAGUUUCUGGGAAAAUCUGUCCAGGAAAUUAAAAACGUUGUUUUGCAGACCUUGGAGGGCCAUUUGCGUUCCAUCUUGGGUACUCUGACGGUGGAGCAGAUUUACCAGGACCGGGAUCAGUUUGCCAAGCUGGUGCGGGAGGUGGCAGCCCCCGACGUGGGGCGAAUGGGCAUCGAGAUCCUCAGCUUUACCAUCAAGGAUGUGUACGACAAGGUGGAGUACCUGAGCUCCCUGGGGAAGACUCAGACGGCUGCCGUCCAGAGAGACGCGGACAUCGGAGUGGCGGAAGCUGAGAGGGAUGCCGGAAUAAGGGAAGCCGAUUGCAAGAAGGAGAUGAUGGACAUCAAGUUCCAGGCUGACACUAAAAUGGCCGAUUCGAAGCGAGAACUGGAAAUGCAGAAAGCUGCUUUCAACCAGGAAGUCAACACAAAGAAAGCAGAGGCCCAGCUGGCCUACGAGCUGCAGGCCGCCAAGGAGCAGCAGCAGAUCCGGCAGGAGGAGAUCGAGAUCGAGGUGGUGCAGCGCAAGAAGCAGAUCACCAUCGAGGAGAAGGAGGUAGCCAGGAUGGACAAGGAGCUCAUCGGCACCGUCAAGAGGCCGGCCGAGGCUGAGGCUUACAAGAUGCAGCAGCUGGCUGAAGGACAGAAAAUCAAAAGGGUGCUCACGGCUCAGGCCGAGGCAGAAAAGAUCCGGAAGAUAGGAGAGGCAGAAGCCGGCUCCAUUGAGGCCAUAGGUAAAGCCGAGGCUGAGAAGAUGAGGCUGAAGGCUGAAGCCUAUCAGCAGUAUGGAGAGGCUGCCAAGACCGCCCUCGUCCUGGAGGCACUUCCUAAGAUCGCUGGAAAAGUGGCUGCCCCCCUGGCCAAGACGAACGAGAUAGUCAUCCUCAGUGGAGACGGCAGCCGGGUGACGGGCGAGGUGACCCGCCUGCUGGCGGAGCUCCCCGUCUCGGUCAACGCGCUGACCGGCGUGGACUUGACCAAGAUUCCCUUACUCCAGAAAAUAACCAAUCCACAAGCAUGAAAACCGAGCCCUCGUAUCUCCUCAAACAUGUCUGUUUUAUGCACUCUCUCACAUCGACUGCCUUCAAAACACUUGAAAAUUGAGUCUUUUCUACAGACAAGUGAAUUUUUUUUUUUCAAACCUCUGGUGCCUUAUUUUAUAGGACCAGAACGUAUGCAUGAAACACUUCUCCUUUUAACUUUACUUUUCUUAAAUUUAGAUUGUUUAAUGGGGUUUUAAGACCAAUUUUAAAAAGCUAUAUGAAGCGGGUAUCGGAAAAUAUCCUCACUCGUCAGUCUUCUGUUUCCUUACAGUAACAGGCCUCGAGCUGUAAAGGCGUCUGUGCUGAGCGUGUCUCUGCCGCUGUUAAGGUUAAGGAGGCCCUGUGUUCUGUAAUGAGUACAGGGGCUGUAUCGAAUACUUUCUUUCUCCCCCUCCAGUCAUGCCUCUGAUUUGUCAAAUGUAACAAUUUAAAGUAUGCCACCAACUUUCUUACCUAGAUUUCUAAAAAAGUGAUCCAAAGUCAUUUUUUCUAAGACGUAUAAUUUUUAUUUCCCAGACGAAAAGCCAUUGGAUCCCAGCACUCUGCCUGUCCGUUUUAAGAUAAUUGGUAUUUGUGAAGAAUACUUGCAACAGAAAUUAUAUGGUCAUUUCAUCUUUGCACCACAGUAGAUGUUGCACAGUUGAUGGGCUGAGUCACUGCUACAGUGAGCUGUGGUGAAUUUGGUCUAAUCAAAGUUGUUUUUGUAUCCUUGAUCUCAGGCUGUAGCCCACACAAGCUCCUACUGGUUGUGUUCCCAAACGGAAGACAUGACCAUAACGCUGUGCUAUGCCAAGUAGUUUUGAUGUUCACAAUGAGAGGUUUGUACUAGUUAGACUGUGGAAGGUGAGGUGCUGAAACUCUUCAUCAUCCAGUAUGUGGAUGCAAAAAAGAACAGAUCCAUGCUUUUAAAUUCUCCCAAGUUGUACUUUGCCCAACAGCAGAGAAUGUAGAUGAAGACAAUGUCUCAGUGAACACGGAUUCAUAUCAUGGUUGUCGGAAUAAUCUGUGGAAGCAUUUGGGAAUUUCCAGGGGAGCACAUGUGUUGCCUAUUGUAUGUUGUAGGUCUGGGCUAUUGAUUGAUUGAUUCCCUGUGUUGUUUUACCCAGUGUAUCAUUGUUGAGUAAUCCAGCUCGAUGAAAGAGGCUGUAUAACUUUUCCAAGCUGGGUCCCCAGAAAAUCGGUGCUCAUUUUCAUUUUAGCCUGCCCUUGAGGUAAUCAAAUUUAGCUUCAUUUAGCAAUUCGGUACAGUAAUUAUGAUUAAGUAUCUCCAGUUUGUCUUGUGCUGGUGAUGGAACGGGCAGCUGAAUUCUUGCCCCUCAUUAUUAUUAUAAGAAAAACUUGAAGGACCCUACACGGGGAGAUUAAGCAUUGCCUUGAGACCUGUGUGCCGCCUGGUGGAUAAAUACUGCAUUGCAACUCAGGAUGUGGAGCAAAGGUCAGGCAUCAGAACCAGGCUGAGGAGUUCCAUGGCACAGUGUACACAGUCAGCCUCCAUUCCAGAGAGUAGGUAGCCGGCAUUUUCUUCAUUUCUGACAGCCUGCACUCAUUAGUAACGAACAGUCAUUCUAAUCACUGUACUCAGGCAGCUUAUUGGUGCCAUAUUCCUGUGGAAGUACUGAUAGUAGCAGUUAUUGUUCUCAAGCCACAUCUCUCACUGAUGAACAACAGCAAAGAUUAUUGGAUGCCAGCAGACUCAGAGUGGGCAUAGAACAAUCUGGAGAUUCUUCGAUGGAUUUGGAUUUCGAUCUUAGUGAAGGGAUAUGAGCGGAAGCAGGGAUUUAUGCCUACCGAGAGGUAGUCCAAAAUGUGGAAGGGUGGCGAAGAAUUUUAUCGGGCUGAUGGCCCAAAGGUGAUCUGCAUUUUCUGUGGCACGUUACUUUUAGAAUGUUUUUAUUUGUUAAGUACAUUUAUGUUUUGAAAGUAUGGAAUUAUUUAAUCCAUUUCUGCCACCACUGUUCUUAAUUCUCUUUAACAGACCCAAUGUUCACAAAAGCAGUCACACGCAUGCCAGACUAACAUAUUCAGUCUUGUUAAAAUGAAAGACCUUUCAUUUUUCACUGUUGCAGUGCAUUCAUAGAAUUGUAGCCUUCUUGGUUAGUAAGCAUGCAGUAAACCAUGAUUGUAAUAUUUUUUGCUUUAAUGAAGUAUUGUUAAGUUUAUAAUUGGUUAUAGUCUCUUCCACAAACAGGAAUCUUACUAUAAGAAUGUUUUCUUUAAAGGCUCUUAGGACCCAUUACUAAAUCGGGAACUAACAAUUCAUUGCUAUGGCAGAGAACAGGAAUCGGUUGGAUUCGAUUAUUUAAUAGGCCUGAAGUACAUGGUGGCUUUGCAUAUUAAGUGUUUAAGUAAAGACUUUCAAAACGGGGAACCAUCAGGCACCAGAGGAAGGCAGGUCUGAAUUCUAAACCUCAGCCACACCACCAUAAAUUUAAUCAAAACUUCUUGGCAUGCAGGUAUUCAAAAAGCAGCUCCGUGUGUAUUUUUGUGUGCUUGUCUACAUCUGUAUAUAAAUUAACAUGUAAAGCCAUAUAAGGAAAAAUCAAAAGGCCUUAAACGGAGCUCGAGACAGAAUCCUGUCAGGCUCUCCACAUUCUUUAUACUAAUACAGAACAGCUAAUCAGAUUGAAGUACUAGAACUUACUGUAUACAACAUCUAAGCUUUAACAAUUUAAAGGAGUGUAUCUUUCUACUUAACUGUUUAAAUAUUAUUAAUAAGAUGUAGUUUACAGCUUUUUUCCACUUACAUAAAUGGUAUAAUAGACGCUUCUUUGAAGUAUUUGAAAAAAGAGUUCAUUUCGUUACGUUUCUUGUUUUACGGUUUUUCUCAUGUUGCGCCUGAGCCUGUGAAUAAUGCUAGUCAGAUUAAAGUACUGAUAGUUUGUUAGUCCAGCUUUCGUACUGUGAUUUAUCAGCCACAAAGGUAUCAGCAGAUUGUUUCAUAUAAUCAAUCAAACCAAUCUUAUCAUAUAUCUUGUGGGGUUGCCAUAUAGUAUAUACAUCUGUAAAUGUCUGUGUUGUCGUAUUUCUCUUUGUUUUUAUGGAUUCACCUGUCAUGUUGUGACAUUGUAGGCUACAGGAUGUCUUGUUAUAUUGCUGUCAGACGUUUUAUAUUUUUAAAAAGUUUUAUUUUUUUAUGUUUCUACUUCAACCACUGGAAAGCCCAAACCACUAAGCGCCUAGUUAGUUUCACUUCUGAGAUGGUCACGGAGUCUCUAUCCGAGCUGCCCAGCAGAUGCUAGAGACUGGCCGGGUCGAGUGCGGUCUGAGCCUUGCCUGACCAUGUGGCAGGACUCUUCCUGGCUGAGGUUUCACAUCGGCUUGAAAUAAAAUCCCAUCCCAGGAGAAGCAGCUGAAAUCAGCCCUGACGUGGUUUUUUUCUUUCAAUGACGUACACUGCUUUCAGACCAUUUCUUUACCAUUGGAUUCAUUUCCACUUGACUGUAAUAUAUACUGUAUAGUAGUGUUAGUCACUUUCUGCUCCAUCCAUGACCAUGUGUGGUGUGUAUUCUUUUCUUUUUUUUUGUUUAGUCUCCUGUCUUAAGUGCUGUGAACGUACUGUUUUCACAAUGUCAGAAUCUAGUGACUGAGUUUUCGAGAUACCUCUUCCUGUUCAACUGCGCUGCUCCAACAUGUGGACUCUCCUGUACCUUCUUGGUGAACGUGGACCUCAGGUGAGGAUAGCCUGUGAAAAGCUUUGACCUGGCUGUAAGUUUCUGAGAGGAAAGAAACGGACAAACUCAUGUGUAGAUGUGGGGGACUGCUGAGGGGGCAGCGAGUCACAAACAUUACUUCACCUUUCUGUAACCUGUCAGCCAAACUGAAGCAGCCUGAGUGUACACAGUGUCCUCAGGGGCCCUUUGCCCAUUUAAAAUAAUUUUCCGAACAGACGGCUGAUUCCUUAGCUUUAUAUGUGAGACAACCGAGGGCUAUGAGCAGACGAGGUGCUGUGUUUCUCCCUCAAGAUGACUUGGUUUAAAGGAAGUGUGCCUUUAUCUAUCGAAUGCUUGAGCUUGAGGGUUUUGUUUUUUUAGUUGAUGUAUUUUGUUCUCUAAAUUGUUACAUCUUGGAAAACUGAAGUUUUGUGCAGCCAAUCAAGAAAUCUUUUUUUUUUUUUUUUGCUAUGGCUUGAUUUCGUUUUGCAAGAAACUGAAGCUGUUGAAAACUUUUUUUUUUUUGUUCUCCUCAAUGUGAAAUGUUUUUAAAAUAACAUAAUACCGGACUGCCGUCAGAAUUUGCGUGAUUUGCUGCUGGUGUUCCCUUGGUUCAGUUAACUCGGGGGUGCCACUAAUGUCUGUAGGUUUUCAUUCCCAAAUGAACACAUUUUUGGCUUAACUGGAGCAUCUGCAUGCCAACACCUGUUGCUGGGCUGCUUUUUGCUCUGCAGUACUAGAGUUGGGCACCACUGGGUUAACUUUGCUUUUGAAUUCUGACUUUGAUGCUGUAUUUUGUUAUUGAUUGGCUCCGUAACUCGUUGAUGCCAAAACACAUCCAAGGCAGUGGUGAAAUGCAUCAGGUGCCAUGCUGCCAUUAGUGUUGGAUUCAUAAAGAGAUUGGGAGAUGCUCUGCUCAUAAAUGAACAUGUGAAUUUGUAAUUACAUGUUUUGUAAAUGUAAGCCUCUAUGUUUGGGUGGCAUAUUAUGGGUUAAAGAGCUGAAACUGAAAAUGUGGGGAAAGGCUAUUGGUUAUUUUUUAUUUCUAAUAUGUAUAAUAUCUGUCAAGCAUCUAAAUGAGAUCUGUCUGCUUAAGUACUGAAGUUAAUGUCAAUCAAGUGAACAUAUUGAAGACGACUGUUACGUGCUCCAACCAUCAUGAUCUGCAUGUUGAUUUUUUUAUUUUUUUGCACGUGCCUGUUGUAACUCAUUUGUAGUCCGGCAUAUUGGAAUGUUACGUAAAUGUAAUAAAACUUAUGUCACUUCA
Molecule: messenger RNA, 6362 nt
Organism: Lepisosteus oculatus (spotted gar)
Lineage: Eukaryota; Metazoa; Chordata; Actinopteri; Semionotiformes; Lepisosteidae
Product: flotillin-2a
Biological process (GO): regulation of myoblast differentiation; protein localization to plasma membrane
Cellular component (GO): flotillin complex; plasma membrane; cytoplasmic vesicle
Source: RefSeq, a predicted model, not a curated record